This is a messenger RNA of Tinamus guttatus (white-throated tinamou), 317 nucleotides long. The record is from RefSeq and is a predicted model, not a curated record. NCBI's taxonomy places the organism in Eukaryota, Metazoa, Chordata, Aves, Tinamiformes, Tinamidae.
GCUCUGGGACCGUCACCAGAGUGGCUCCUGAAGUGCCCCAGGGAUUCAGGGCUCUCAACAACACUAUGGCUGGGACCAAGCUGAAACGCAUGAGGGAAUCUGCCAUUCAGAAGCUGGGAGAAGAAGUAUUCGAGAAAGUGUACGCGUAUCUCAAGCAAGCAAGAGAGCAGAAUGCCAGUGAGGACGAGGUGAGGAGGAGCCUGGAGAAGGUGGUCUCUAGGGCAAGUGACUGCUUCGAGGUGGAUCAGCUCCUCUACUUUGAGGAACAGCUGCAGGCUUCGGAAGGACGUCUCCCGUCGUCAAACAUGUGUCAGUAA